Molecule: messenger RNA, 1290 nt
Organism: Lathyrus oleraceus (garden pea)
Lineage: Eukaryota; Viridiplantae; Streptophyta; Magnoliopsida; Fabales; Fabaceae
Product: pentatricopeptide repeat-containing protein At5g56310-like
Exons: 4
Biological process (GO): RNA modification
Molecular function (GO): protein binding; RNA binding
Source: RefSeq, a predicted model, not a curated record
AUCAACCUCUCCCGUUUCAUUCACAAAUCUGCUUUACUCGGUUUCCCAAACUACUCUUACUCCAUUUUCACCUUCAAUCACAACCGUCCAUUCAACGUCUUUGUCUACAACAACAUAAUCUCCGCACGUUCUUCAACCAACCCUACACGUUCCAUUUUGUUCUUCAACUUCGUUUGUAAACUAGGCUUGUCGCUUGAUUCUUACUCUUUGCCUUAUGUUUUGAAAGUCGUUGUUUCUUUGAAAGAUGUUGUUUUGGGGAGACAGGUUCAUUGUGUCGGUGUUGUUACUGGUUUAGACUCGUGUUUAUCGGUUGUUUGUUCGGUUAUUCAAAUGUAUUCUUCUUGUGGGAAUGAUGUUUCUUCUGCACGGAAGGUGUUUGAUGAGUUUGUAUUGUUGUUUGGAGAAAAUGGUUCUGUCUGGAAUGUUAUGGUUGCUGCUUAUGCUAAAGUGGGUGAUGUGUGUAAUACACGGAAGCUGUUUGAUUCUAUGCCUCAUAGGGAUAAAGAUGUUUUUUCUUGGACGGCUCUUAUUUCAGGUUCCACGCAAGCGAAUAAUCCUAGUGAGGCUAUCAAGCUCUUUAGAAGAAUGCAGCUUGAGAAUGUGAAGCCGGAUGAAAUUGCAAUUUUGGCUGUGCUAUCUGCAUGUGCUGAUUUGGGUGCUCUUCACCUGGGGGAGUGGAUUCACAACUACAUUGAAAAGCACAAAUUGAGCAUGAUUGUUCCUCUUUACAACUCACUCAUAGACAUGUAUGCCAAAUCAGGCAACAUAAGUAAAGCACUACAAUUGUUUGAGAAUAUGAAACGUAAUACUGUUAUAACAUGGACAACAAUGAUUUACAGGCUAGCUUUACAUGGUCUAGGAGAGGAAGCCCUUCAUGUAUUUGCUUGCGUGGAGAAAGAGGGCCGAAUCAAGCCAAACGAAGUCACCUUUAUUGUCAUCCUUUCUGCUUGUAGCCAUGUUGGAUUGGUUGAACUAGGUCGUGAUUAUUUCACGUCGAUGAGGUCUGGAUAUGGAAUUGAACCUAAGGUUGAGCAUUAUGGCUGCAUGAUUGAUUUGCUUGGGCGAGCUGGCCGUCUUCAAGAAGCCUUUGUUAUGAAAGAUCUUCUUUCUGUAGUUGCUGAGUCAUACUUGUCAAAGAGCUUACAUAAGGGUGAAAAGCACUCAAUGCUUGUUCCACACUUCAGCAGGGGGUAUCAAUCUCACCAACGAUUUGGCGGUUUACCUUAUGGACAGUCGCAGGGUGAAGGAAUAGGAAUGGAAAAUUUGCAUGUGGAACCUUCUCAAUAUUAA